AUAACAAACAGUCUACCACGUCUCCGCGGUACGUUCCGACGCGAAUUCCGUCGCGGAAUACGCACGUGAUAUGUGUGAAUGUGUGUGAAAGUGAACACCAAUACGUGACACAAUAUGUGAUAACGUCGUAUCUCCGUUUACAACCUAUAAAUAAUUAAGAAAUUUUCUUUUUAACUCCGUAAUUAGUGCCUUUUUUUACGUUGAUUUAACUCAAAUUUUAAUACGAGAUAAAUAAAGUGUCUAGCGUUUGUGCUGUGACGUGAAGUGACUUACAACGGUGAAUGGAAACUAAAAUGAAGACGUGGACACACGCACUGAAAGUCUAUAAAACCAAUCUUACUGUGUCUACACUGUCCCAUAUAUGGACGUACAGAAGUAGCUGUUUUUUCUGACAGUUGCUCAACAUUUGUGCUUAAUAAACACUUGUGAAAAUCGUGAGUUGCAAAAAAUUUAUACAGCGCCAUCUGUCGGCCGCCAGUCGGAAGUACUAGCGCUAUCUAGUGUCAGCAACCGGCAAACUGUCGAACGUCAACAUGGUCGAGGACACGAGUCACGGCUGCCAGCAGAAUACGGAUCGAGUGUCGGCGGCGGCUGUCCUACAGUUUGCCGCGAGAGAAGCCCGCGAAGGACGGAGAUUGGCAGAGUUCGGGGCGCAUGCGUUUGCAAGCAUCACAUACAAUGCAUACGCGGCGCUCGGCGACAUGGGAGGGAGCGGCACCAGCUCAUCAUCCUCCCACAUGUCUCCAGGAUGGCAGGUCAACGACCUCGACCUGGACCUUACUGGGGAGCUGACGAUGAACGAUGCCCUCCUGUCCUCCUUGCCGUCCCUGGCGGUGUUCAAACAGGAGGCGCCGUCCCCCACUGGUGCGGUGCUGUCGCCGCCGCGACGCGUGUGGCCACCACGAAGACCUGAUGAUAGACAGAUCACCAGCAUGGUGGUGGACGGUGGUCGCGAAGGAAUGGAUGACGGCUGCCAGCAGUCACCAACGCACAAUCCCGGCAUGAUGAGCCAACAUGCAGGAAGCCCCGAGAGCAUGCAGUGCCAACCUACAAUGCAAACUGGUGCAUUAAUACCAAUGAAUGGGUACCAUUCGCCCAGUCAAGAGAAUAAAAACGCUGGUCUCCUGAUGUGCUCUCCAGCCAGUUCUCUAGACGGCUUCCUGCAUUCUCCGGUCCAGCAGCGCUCCGAGUCGAGCUUCAAAGAUGAUACCAGGUUCCAGUACGUGUUAGCCGCAGCGACCUCUAUCGCCACCAAACAGAAUGAGGAAACGCUGACAUAUCUGAAUCAAGGCCAACCAUACGAGAUCAAGCUCAAGAAGCUGGGUGAUCUCUCACAUUACAAGGGGAAAAUACUGAAGAGUGUGAUCAAGAUCUGCUUCCACGAGCGUCGCUUGCAGUACAUGGAGCGCGAGCAGAUAGCUCAGUGGCACACUGAACGGCCUGGGGAGAGGAUCGUAGAGGUGGACGUGCCAUUAUCGUACGGCGUGAUCCGCGUGGAACAGCCCUCGUGUCUGAACGCGCUGCACGUAUACUGGGAUCCCACUAAGGACGUCGGUGUUUACAUCAAGGUAAACUGCAUAUCAACGGAGUUCACAGCCAAGAAGCAUGGCGGCGAGAAGGGGGUCCCUUUCCGCAUACAGGUGGAGACGUAUUUGGGGUCGGACGAGCACAGUCGACUGCACGCGGCCGCCUGCCAGAUCAAGGUGUUCAAACUGAAGGGCGCGGACAGGAAACACAAACAGGACAGGGAGAAAGUGAUGCGGCGGCCUCGGUCCGACCUGGAGAAGUACCAGCCCGGCUGCGAGGCGACCGUUCUCACCACCUUAUCCCACGAUGCUUUGAUGCCACCGCCGUCGUUGGUCACCACUUCGCCGCCAUAUUCUCCGGAAAUGUGUGUCACCCCAAAGGCUGUUGCCAGCCCGAUUCUGGUCAAUAAGCCAGUUCUAUCACAGCCUGCUAUUCUUGGCUCGUCGAACCAGAUGAAACCAAUAUACUGUCAAGAUGACGGUGAAAUGAAAGUAAACACCCCACCGUGUCACUCGCCCGGAGCCAUACUGCCGGACCUGCCGCAGCCCGCCGAGGACCCUGACAAGAAUUGCGGCCUGUCCAAGGAGGCGACGUCUGCGGAAACACAGGCGUGGCUGUCGCGCCACCGGUUCUCGCAGCACGCGUCCACCUUCGCCAACUUCUCUGGCGCUGACUUGCUCAGACUGUCGCGAGAUGACAUUAUUCAAAUUUGCGGGCUCGCGGACGGCAUACGUCUCUUCAAUGCGCUGCACGCCAAACGCAUCGAGCCCCGGCUGACGGUGUACGUGUGCCCGCCGGGCGGCAGCAUCUACAGCGCCCUCUACCUGCACGCGUGUCGCGCGCACGAGCUACUGCACAAGCUGAAGGGACUCCUACACUCUUCCGUUGGAAAGGAGUGCGACACGGUAGUGGUGUCCGGCCCCAACGGCGCCCUCGUGCGGCUCAGCGACGAACUAGUGCGCCACCUGCCGGACAACUCGACGUACCGGCUGCAGCGGCUCGACGACAGCGGCGCCCUCAUGCUGACCGCCACUAACGGGCCCGCGUCCACGUCGAACUAGUGUCCAGGCUGUGCUGUCUGGUAUAUACAGGGUGGUAAUGAAACCAUUAGCGGUACAUACUACCACCAUAUGUGAACCCACCCAUGGUAUAUAUCAUCAUAUCACCUGUUAAUUAUCCAAUACUAAAUAUAGGCCUCUCCCAUAAGAGGAGAUUUUGCCAGUAGUUGCCACGUUUGGCAACUGCAGUUAGGUUUUGGUGAUGAUUUGAAAGGGUCGCUACUGCCCAUCUUUCGACUAUUAAGCUCCCUUAGUCGCCUCCUACGACAACCGUGGGACAGGAAGGGGUGGCUUAUUCUACGCCGGGACCACGCUGCAAUGGAAAUUACUAAAAAUUGUAUAAAUCCUUAAGAUAAUCCCUCGCCGUUGAUUUCUAUUCCGUUCUGUGUGCACUGAUCUCCCAUGCAGUGUGACACUGACUUAAUAUAUCUUUUUUUUUUUUGCGUCGACAAAGGCAAAUGAUCGACAAAUACACAGCUAUGUAAGAUACCUUUAGAAAAAAAAUGAGCUGUUUAAAAUUAAUUUACUACAAUUUAUAUUAUUGGCAAUGUAAUUGUCAAAUUAUUUACAAAAAUUAUAUUUUACAAGAAGAGAGAAAAAAUAUGUAAGAAAUCAGUCUUAAUUCCAUUUUAACAAUCAUCUCAUGUAACUCUAACAUCGUUUCAAUGAUAAUUCUUAUUAAUUAUUCCAAAUAUUAUUUUUAAAUUUAAUGGAAUUGAAUGUGUUAACUGGAUCAAUGAUAUAACCAGUUAAUUAUAUUCGUAGUUAAAUAACCGUUGGCUAUUCAUUAAAGCAUACAUACAUUUGUAUGAUGUUUUUUUUUAAUUUAGAAUUAAGAUGUUUAUGUAUAUUGUUUUAUUUUAUAAUGGUAUGUAAUGCUUGUUGAAGUUAUUAUGACGAGAAAUAUACAUGUGAUUUUAAAUAUUGAUAUUAAGAAAAUUGAAUUUAAAAUUCUAUCUAAACGACAUAGGAUGUUAUUUUCAAACUUGGCUAAAUUUUUUUUUAUAUAUUUUAUUCUCUUUCCAUAAAACUUAACCCAUUAUUGUUGUAAUGAUCAUAGAAAUAAAUUUAGUAAUGAAUCGAUACGUUCAAACGAUUAAUCGCUUUAUAUUUGUUAUUACUAUCAGACUUUAGAAUUCUCAUCGUGCCUCCGAUCGAACUGUUUAUAAUUACUCCUCUCCAUCCAAAGGUUGCCUGCAAGAGAUCGCUCUUAGCGAUAAGGUCGCCCAUUGUUUUCUCAUUGUGAUUAUUUCUUGUAAUUGUUUAUAUUUAUAAUAAGUUUACUGUUGUAAUGUUAUAUCUAUCACACUGUCUUAUAGUCGAGCCAUAUAUAGCUUUGUUUACACUUUUAUUGAAACAUUAUAAGGGCAUUAAGUUGAGUUCCGAUAGCUCAAUUUUUAGCACUUUUGCUUUACAGUGAAUUUGAUCCCUUAAAGCAUAUAUAAAAAUGUAAAAUUUAUCCCUGAAUAAAAUAAUAAAAUACAAAAUAUUAUUUUAAACUGUACUGUACAUAUAUAAUCUAUAUUCAUACAUAACGGGAAUUUGACCAACUACUGUCUUUUUUGUCGUUUCUGACAAUCGUUUCGACUUACUGGAAUACUUCAGAGGGCGUUUGGCGCUUUACGUCACAGCGUCUCGCUUCGUACUGUGGGCUGUUUAAAAAUAAUAUAUACCUAUAUUCAUGCAAAGAAAUUAUAAAUUUAUUUUUCUACUUUUUAUAAUGUGUCGGCAGCUAAAUGUAAAAUUGUUGUUUAGAUUUAAACUGUUAUCUGAUAUUGUUAACUAAAUUGUAAAACUCUAGUGGAAGGCACAUUAUUUUUGUAAAAAUAAGUGACUUCUCUUAUAUUUUUUAUUAGAAUCCAUUUGGAAAUUAAGUAUACGGAAUUCAGUAGAAUGGGUGUACAAACCCAUUGAUAUCAAUUGCAUUCCUUGGAUAAGCUGAUGAAUUAAAAUAUAAAAAAAUAAGAAGAAUUUGGUGCCUUAUCUGUGCCUUCACUAAACACGCCCCUCGGGUUUGCGCAUGUUGCAUUACGGAGUAUUAAAUUAAUUAGUUUUUAAGAUUUUAUAUCUACAUUGUAUAUUGUUAAUUUAGUAUAGAAAUGUAGUUUCAUUGUAAACAUGUAUAAUUAAUAAAUGUGUAUAUAUUA
Molecule: messenger RNA, 4732 nt
Organism: Galleria mellonella (greater wax moth)
Lineage: Eukaryota; Metazoa; Arthropoda; Insecta; Lepidoptera; Pyralidae
Gene: gem
Product: transcription factor CP2
Exons: 20
Coding region: 534-2588 (684 amino acids)
Biological process (GO): regulation of transcription by RNA polymerase II
Cellular component (GO): nucleus
Molecular function (GO): DNA-binding transcription activator activity, RNA polymerase II-specific; RNA polymerase II cis-regulatory region sequence-specific DNA binding
Source: RefSeq, a predicted model, not a curated record